AUGGUAAACUCUACAAUAUUAAGCAACACGAAACAAAUACGAGGAUUUAGCUUCUAAUUGAAGAAACCAAAAGCAUAGAAAUCAAUUUCCAUUGCAUCUUAAAGAAUAAGAAGAGGCUUUUCUUUUGUAGUUGAGUAAUGGAAAAUUAGUAAAUUUUAAUCACAGCUUUUUUCGCAAAACGAGUCGCUUAUUCAAUCGUCCAUCUCAAUGGCAAGUUAGGAUAUUUCAAUUAUGAACUCGGACUUUAGCAUUGCCAAGAAGAUUCGUGGUUUCAGUUUUGUUAGGAACAAGAAGCAAUUAUGAAUAUGACUAGCAUAUUAUAAUCAACUUUUAUAUUUUUUA
Molecule: messenger RNA, 342 nt
Organism: Paramecium tetraurelia
Lineage: Eukaryota; Ciliophora; Oligohymenophorea; Peniculida; Parameciidae
Exons: 1
Source: RefSeq, a predicted model, not a curated record